This is a messenger RNA of Arachis ipaensis, 2966 nucleotides long. RefSeq names its product ENTH/ANTH/VHS superfamily protein. The record is from RefSeq and is a predicted model, not a curated record. Gene Ontology annotation, cellular component: clathrin-coated vesicle; clathrin-coated pit. Gene Ontology annotation, biological process: vesicle budding from membrane; clathrin coat assembly; clathrin-dependent endocytosis. NCBI's taxonomy places the organism in Eukaryota, Viridiplantae, Streptophyta, Magnoliopsida, Fabales, Fabaceae. Gene Ontology annotation, molecular function: SNARE binding; phosphatidylinositol-4,5-bisphosphate binding; 1-phosphatidylinositol binding.
AAUUAGUUAUUUGGGAGAUGAGUUGAAACUACCAAAAUACCCUUUUUUGAUGGUAGCAAUGGAUUGUUUGCGAAUUGUUCCCAGAGAUUGAAGGAAGAACAAGCACGUUGCUGUUCCUUCUUUCUUACCUCCUUUCCUUCCAAAAUCCAAGAAAGCAAAUAUAUAAUUGUUCAUGAAUGGGAACGUUUCAGAGUUGGAGAAGAGCCUACGGUGCUCUCAAGGAUUCCACCAAGGUUGGCUUAGCCAAGGUCAAUAGCGAAUACAAGGAAUUGGAUAUUGCAAUUGUAAAAGCUACCAGUCACGUAGAAUAUCCCCCCAAGGAACGUCAUGUUCGAAAAAUAUUCUAUGCCACAGCAGCACAUCAACCACGGGCAGAUGUGGCAUACUGCAUACACACACUCGCCAAGAGACUUUCCAAGACAAGAAAUUGGAUAGUUGCCAUAAAGACAUUGAUAGUUAUCCAUAGGAUUUUGAGAGAGGGUGAUCCUACUUUCAAAGAAGACCUUGUCAACUAUUCAAGAAGGGGACACAUUCUCCAAAUAUCCAAUUUCAAAGAUGACUCAAGCACCCUAGCUUGGGACUGUUCUGCAUGGGUUAGAACCUAUGCACUGUUUUUAGAAGAAAGGCUUGAAUGUUAUAGAGUCCUUAAGUAUGACAUAGAGUCAGAUCGUUUAAAAAAACCGACACAAGGGCAGGGUUUAGCUAAGGUACAAAGCAGAACACGGUCAUUGCCUACUGAAGAUCUAUUGGAGCAACUGCCUGCACUGCAGCAACUUCUAUACCGCCUUAUUAAUUGUCGGCCUGAUGGAGGAGCUUACAGCAAUUACCUAGUGCAAUAUGCUUUGGCCCUGGUAUUGAAAGAGAGCUUCAAAAUAUAUUGUGCAGUCAAUGAUGGAAUCAUCAAUCUUGUGGAUGUGUUCUUUGAUAUGCAAAAACAUGAUGCCAGGAAGGCUUUGCUUAUUUACAAAAGAGCUGGCCAUCAGUGCGAUCAACUUGCUAAUUUCUAUGAAUACUGCAAGGGCUUGGAUCUUGCUAGGAACUUCCAAUUCCCAACUCUGAGACAGCCACCUUCCACUUUUCUUGGUACAAUGGAAGAGUACAUCAAGGAAGCACCAGAGGCAGGCAUGCCUAGAAAGAACCUGGAGCCUAAGGAAAAGGAGGAAUCAUCCAAAGAAGAAGAACCAGAAACCGAAGAGCACGAAGAGGACGAAGAGCCUCAAGAAAAUGAGAAACAAGAAGAAGAAAUCCAGGAAGAACCUGAACCACAGCCGGAGGAACUAGAGAAGGCCGAACCCGCUCCUCUGAUAUCAACUGGUGAUGAUUUGCUGGGUCUACAUGAAAUAAAUCCAAAAGCUAGAGAACUAGAGGAGACCAAUGCUUUGGCACUUGCAAUUGUACAACCUGGUGGAAACAACAUUCCGAGGGAUCUUGCAUUGAGUAACAUUGGUGGGACUACAGGUUGGGAACUUGCACUGGUUACGGCACCAAGUAACCAUACCAGCCAAGCAAUAGACCGAAAAAUGGCUGGUGGAUUUGAUAGGCUACUACUAGAAAGCUUGUAUGAAGAUGAAAACUCCAGAAGACAACUUCAGCUCCAAAAUGCAGGUUAUGGAUACGGAGGAACAGCUAUUCAUAAUCCAUUUGAUCAAUAUAAUAGUAAUCAGUAUGAUCCAUUUGCAGUGUCCAACAACAUAGCACCUCCAACCAAUGUGCAAUUGUCAUUGAUGGCUCAGCAACAUCAACAGCAGCAAAUGAUGUUCCAACAGCAACAAAUGAUGUAUCCACAACAACAACAACAACAACAACAACAACAACAGCAACAACAAAUGAUGUACCAUCAAAAUAACAUGAUGAUGGUCCCAUAUCAGUCUCAAUACCCUCAACAGAUGCAAUUUAUGGACUCUUCUAAUCCAUUUGGAGAUCCCUUACCUGUUCCCACCUAUAAGCACACUUCCAUGCAAGGAAAUUACAAUUUGUUGUAGAGUCCAACUAUCUUUUAAGUAGGGUUAACAUGAAUUUUCUUCUCUUUGUUGGCCAGUGAAUUGUAACGUGCCGUUUUGUUUUGUAAUUAUCACGGAUCCAUUGUUCUUCAAACGCACUCAUGGAAAACUAAUUUUGCUCAAGUAUCAGUAUAAAGUCUGAGAUUUAAGUUUAAAUGGGUUGACGUUGAACACAUACAUGUUAGUACUACGCCUUUGUUGUUGUCACAUAAUACUGCCACAAACUAGAUACAGUUCACAGAUUCUCCCUUGAAAUUCAUAUCAUGAACACCAGAACAACAGUAAGAAUGCUACUGCUGAUUAUCUCUGUUUUUUCAUCAUAUUUUAAUCUUCCUACAAGAGUCUCGAGCCAUUGUUUAUCUUUUAUUGUGGCCUCUACUUCUAUAAAUACAAAAACGCGUCCUUAAGAGCAAUACUAAAUGACAAGUUGACCAAUUCGAACAAAGAUUUGGGUUAUCUAAUUUUCAUUCAGAAAUAGCGAGGAAACAGUCAUGUUAAAUAUAUAAAUACAUAAUAUGGUUUGAAUAGACAAAAAAAAGAUGGACAAAUCAUGUCACUUUCUCCUGUUUAAAUAACAUGAAAAAUCAAAAUGAAUGAAAAAGGAGUCACGAGCAAAAGGUGGCAACUUGCAUCUAGAUUCCUUGGCUGUCUCUAAACGAAUGGAAAGUAGAGAGAAGAAAAGAGUUUAUUGGGAUUCAUGCACCGCUAAAAACAUAAGCCAGUGUGUAAUUUCAGAGGCAAAAGAUGAAGGUGUUUCCCCUUAAAUAUCAAGUUUACUACAGUCGUGUAUACAUCACUAAAUAUAUGCACUGGGUUGAGGAAUGCUCAAAUAAGCUUUUCUUUAAUAGUUUUCGACUUUUCAUGAAUACAUACAUAACCCAUGUAAAUAGGUUCAAAGUGACAAGCAUUGAAAUUAUUCAACAUAUACUGGUUAUUUAAUUAACCUGUUCACUAACCAACUAUGUA